CAUUGUGCUGAUGGAAGAAACAUCAAUUUCUCCAAGGUUUUGUUUAUUUGCUUGCAAGGAAAUGAAAGUCUGUGGAUAUAAAAUUAACUACAGGCAGUUUCACCAACAAUUCACAAAGCACAUCAGAAUAUCCUGUGAGUCACAAAGAUGACAGAGAUGCUCCAAUGAAAACCUUUUGUUGUGCCUGUCACAUUUUUAUUUUGCUGUCCUGAGUGGUUUCCCCUGCUACUACAAGUGAGCUGAAUAUUGUAUAAGUUGGCUAUACAGAUUGUCUUGAACAUGCCUUGCAAUGAGACAGCUUUUCCAUGGGAUAACACAGUGCCUGGGCCUUGGCAAACAUGGAAAGGUUAGCAAUCAUUAAGAUAAGUAUUAGUUCUUACUUUCUCUUGAUCCUCUGCAUAUACCUUAAUUCUUUUAACUAGCCUCCUUUAUAUUACAUCUGCCAUGGAAGGAACAAGGCAGGAGAGAAUUUAAGAUGCAGAUGUUCAGGAUAAGGCCAGUCAUUUAAUAAGCUUUUAAAGGCUACCAGCAACGGAAGUGUUUGUGACUUGGGGGCACCAACACAAAGCACACAGAACACAAAGCCUUUACACCACACUGCCAUCCUUCCUCUGUAUCUAAACUCACCACAAAAGUGGCCUGAGAACACUUCUGCUUUCGCCACUGCCUUUUUAAUUUUAUUUUUUUUUUCAGAAAGACCAGCCUUUAAGAGGACCUCAUAGUGAUGAUUAGGUGAUGGCUGAGACAUUUAGAAAAAAAAAAAUUCAAUCUCGGGUAUCAGCUACUCCUCAGAGUGGAAACAGCACAGACUUCUUAACUACCUGUAGAAACUGCUUGGUGACAUUUAAGAGAUCACUGAACAUGACAAAAAAGCUCCCUGCUGUGCCAUUUCACAUUUAAGAAGAAUAAACUCAUCACCCCUAAAAGUGUCCCUUGAUGUUUUUUGCAUCAGUGAUUUUUAUUUUAAGCAAAAUUCAGCAUACAAAAUGACUAUUUCUGUCAUGUUUGAGGUAAGAAGUUUCAGUUCUUUUUUUUUAAAUCAGGAGUUCUGUCUGUAGCAGCUUUGCAAGCACAGCAUGUAGAAAGAAAGCAAUGGAGGCUGAGGAAAAGGAUGACUGACACUAUUCACAGAAUCACCAGUGGAAAGAAACAGUAGAAUGCACAGGACUGGUCCACUGAAAGAAAAAAAAAUGAAGGGAAUUGCAGCUUAGCACUGAACAAGGAAAAGAUGUUUUUGGGUUAAAUAAUUUCCUUGUCAGCACAAACAGCUAUCUUAGCCAAAGGGAAUGCAUGCAUUCAAGAAGAUUGAAAUAAAUUGUGAGUGAAUCACCUGAGAAACAACACUGGUGGAUGUCUCUAAAAGUAGGAAAUUAUUCACUUCCUUUUUUAAGGAACCUUCUCUGUCAGAUUGCUCUUUUUUGCUACAGGAAAUUUGGAAUACAUUAAGAAAUUACAAGGAAAGGAACUGUACAAUGAACUGGUAGUGCAAACACUUUGCUAACAAGGAAGAAUGGGAGCUACAGAUGUGCAAAAAGUUAUUCAAAUUCACCUGAAUUGCAAAAGAAGAACCCCACAAGGCCAGACAACACACAAAGGAGCUGGCUACUUGAUGGAGAGAAUGGUUUGAUGAGAAAGGUAAAUGUUUGCCCAUCUGUGACUUUGGCAGCCUGGGUCCUGCACCAAUCCACAUAAUCAGUCAUAAUACUAAUUCUUGCAAUAGUUGUCCCUUUUAUUUACUGUCAUCUGCUUCUCUUAUGGGCCAGCCUCUUCCAAAUGACGACUUGUCUGAAUAAUCUGUCCCUGGCCAGCACUGAGAUCAGACAGAAUGGAUGGUGCACUGGCAUAUCAGUGGUAAGUAUCUACUUAGUGGGUUAGCCAAAUGUCUAUCUCCAUUUCUUCCUUGAACAAAACUCCUAUGCCUCCUGUAAAAUGGCAAAUUAAUGAUAAGAUUUCCCAUAAAAGAUGGGAGGGGCUGAAAUAAUCUUUUGGUGGAAAGCAAAGUUUUUUUAUGGUAUGGGUUGUUCCACGCUUUGCUUUUUUAAUUAAGUUCCUUCCUGUUGCAGCUAAUGUGCUCCCACACAGACACCAUCCCAUAUAAAAGGUUAAUCUCCUUCCAGUCAGGCCAAUCAGGUUUGGUCCACCCUGUGAUUUAUCUGGCUGCUGUCACAUAUCCUGAUGCCAUUUAGUAAAGAGGUGAAAUGACUUCUUCUCUUCUUCUCUUCCUCUGCAAAACCUUGAGUUUUACAGCAGCAUCACUGAGAAUGCUUUCCCCUUCCCCUGUAAUCUUGCCAUCUCCUGCCAGUCUCCUUUUCUUAGUCUCUGCCAGGUUCUCCAAGAAGCAUCUGAAAAAGACAGGCUGCCAUGUGUUACAAGGGAACUUCAGAGCUCCCCCACUGGAGACUGCAGUUAUGCUCAGCCCCUUCCACUCUUUUCUCUCCAAUCAAUUGCAGGACCAGCACUCACAACACCUUUCCUCUAUUUUCUGCAUUUUCUCAUUUGCUCAGAGAUUUCUUUUGGUUGUUUUUUCCUGUUUUCUCUCCAGUUUUCCAUGCAGGCUCUCCCAGGGACUCUGUUCAUUGGUAAGCCGUCAGAAGGUAAUCCAGAAUUCAUUCACAUCCUCUUGAUUUUCACGAACUGGCAGAUAAAUGUUUUAAUCUUCGUUUUCUGGAGUUCACACAUCAUAGGUUUUCAGCAUCUGUAACUGCACUGUUUUUCUCUUUUUUGUGCCUGAGCAUUCCUCUUUCUGCAGAAACAUUCUUGCUCAAUUUCCUUAAAAAGACAGCUCUUCCCAUCUGGCAAUUUAGCAUGAAGUGAGUUGAUAUUAUGGCAGGUGCAUUUGCUACUCAAAAGCCUUCCAAAGAAGGACUGGGCAAAAGGCACUGUGCCAGGUAGGUGCUUUCUUCAAACUAGUGCCAUAUGGAUCAUUCUAAACUGGAAUUCACAUGGCUGCAGACUUUUUCCCUGCUGACAGAAUACCUGAAAGAUCAGAAGCACGUCUGAAGUGCAGCCUGUGUGCUAAGGAUAGGUCUCGAAAGACUGGUGAUGGAUGAUGGUCAACACCUCUCACAAAAUGUUGUUGCUGAUGGGAAAUCAUUCCUUAACCAAGCAGGGUUCCUACAGAGUCAAAGAGAUUUAAUAUCUGGAUUCAGUUCUAUUCACUUCUUCAUCUGGAAAUCAAGAAAAAUCAUCACAGAUGAAAUUCAAAGAAGAUAUCUAGUUUGACAGAGCUGAAAAUAAUGAGUGGGACAAGAUAAACAUGCAGAUGCUUGGUGGCUUAUUGAGGAGAAAAAAUUUACAGCCAGAACUAAGAAUCAUCAGUGCCUAAGAGAGCAUUGUAAAGAGCAAGAGAUGUUUUCUUUCCUGAAAAGCAUGCACUCAUAGAAAGAUUUUCUGUUAUAGUUAUUGUGGCUGAAGAGCUGAGCUUGUGGCUCUAGUGCAACAACAUGUCAAAGAACAGAUUAAGGUGGCCCUUAGAGAGACAAAAGAACAGCAAGACGAACAGUUCUGGUUUCUGCGAGCAGACCUGAUGAAAUGGGUACAACACAGUGUUGUCAGCUUAUCUGAUGUCCACAUCCUUUAAGGACUUCUACUAAACUGAAGAGAAAAUGUAAGUGAUCUGCAGAGCAAUAACCAGUACAGGAGGAAUAUCUCCCAGAGACCAAUUUUAAAAUCUACAGAUCCAGCUUGUGAAAGAUGACUGACAAGGUCCUUCCCACACAGUUUGAUUCUGGCAAAACCUGAGACCAGUAAAUCCUGCAUCUCUUGCUUCAGGCUUUUCGCAUUACAUUCACAUCAAGCUCUUCAGUCAAACAUCAGUUAUUGGGCAGUGUAACAGUGUCAGAGGCAUAUGAGAUAGCAGCAAAUGGUGUAAAUGAACAAAAGCUGCACCUGUGUCUGGAAUAACACCAGAGACCAAACAAGAAAACAUAAUCUCUUGUGGACAGAGAUGUCUGAUUCUUACUACUCUCACUACCAUCUUCUGUAGAUUUCUUGUGUCUGCUUCUCAUUGCAUAUUUUCAGUUUCCCCUAUUGAGAAAUGGCUUGUACCUUUUCUUGGCUGGCCUUUUCUGGGAAACAGAGGAGACCGGCACCUGCCAGCUGCCAGCACAGCUGUUCUCUUGGCAGGACUCACAACCAUCCCUCUUGGCUUCCAUAUGUCCUCUGUGCUCUCUUCUCCCUUCUCACGAUCCUUCAAAAGACAAAUAAGGCCCAUCUCACUCUCAAGAGAGAUUCAUAGAAGCUGCUGAGCUUCCUACUGUGACAGAAAGCCUCGGUAAACCUCAGCACUGUGCACACUCUGCCUUAGACCACACACACGUGAGCACAUCCUACUUAUUAUUCAGUAUUCUGACCACUGUUACAUUUUGUCCUGGGCAAUAGUAGAAGGUAGAUUUGCUGUACAUAAAAUCUGCAACAGAAGACAUCAAGAAAAAAGGUAGUGUGAAUUAACCUGUCUUCAUUUCUAUUUUUAGUAUGGUAAGUAGGAGUUAGUGAUAAGCAAUAGUGAUUAGAAGGAACCUUCCCUACACUAUCUAUACAGCUUUUCUCUUCUACAAUUACAUAAUGCAACUUGCAAAAUUAGUUAUCUGUCAGAGGACUAGAAACACACUUCCCACACACCCACCAAGUGCCUGCCUCCUCUCUGCUCUCUACAGAGGAUUCUUUGAUUUUUUUUUUCUGAGAUUAAGAAAAGAACAAGGUUUCAGUUGAAUGAGAGUUGAGUGACAUCUGUGCUUAGUGACAUCAGUUUUAAUGAUUGUUGGAUGAAAUGAAAAUGCUUUAAUUCAGUAAUCAGUCUCCCAGUGGAAACUGUGGGCUUUUUUAAACAUUAUGUGUUUAAUUCUGUUUCUGACUUAAAGAGACUGUCUCUGAUGAGCACAGGAGAGAAGUACUUGUGAUACAAGUCUAAGGAAGUGGAAGCUUCCGCUAAGAGACACAGCUACCUAGUGAUAUCUGCUUUUUACAUCUGGAGAACACUGCUGUGUGGGUAGCACCUCACUGGCAGAGCUACCUGAAGAAAAGCAAGAGACUCUGCACCCUGAGAGCAAAGAAGAUUCUUCAGCUCAUCUGAGAGGAAAGGAGGAGAAAAGAACUGGGGGAAAAAACAUGAGUUCUUCAAGUACAGAGUCCCUUGAAGUCGAACCCUCAACCUUUUAUGACUAUUAUGAUAGUUAUUACGAUGCUCCAAAACUGUGCAGUAAAGAAGGCGUCAGGAGGUUUGCAGCCUCCUUCCUCCCCGUUCUGUAUUCCCUGGUAUUCCUGGUCGGGCUCGCUGGAAACAUUCUGGUCAUCGUGGUCCUCUUCAAAUACAAGAGGCUGAGGAGCAUGACUGAUGUGUACCUGCUAAACCUCGCCAUCUCAGAUUUGCUCUUCGUUUUAUCCUUGCCAUUCUGGUCUUAUUUCACAGUAGACCAAUGGGUUUUUGGGACUCCCUGGUGUAAAAUCAUUUCGUGGAUCUACCUGGUUGGGUUUUACAGUGGGAUAUUUUUUAUUAUGCUUAUGAGCAUAGACAGAUACCUGGCAAUUGUUCGUGCAGUGCUUUCCUUGAAAGCAAGGACCACCUUCCAUGGCUUUAUUACUAGCCUUGUUGUGUGGCUAGUAGCUCUUUCAGCCUCAGUCCCCGAGCUUGUAUUUAGAGAGUCUUUUAAUGAACAUAAUUUUACUACCUGCAAGCCGAGAUUUACAGGCAAUUUCACAACAUGGAAGCUUUUUUCCACUUUGGAAGUCAACAUUUUAGGGCUCCUAAUCCCUUUUAUAAUUAUGACAUUUUGCUACUCCAUGAUCAUUAAAACAUUAGUUCACUGUAGAAAUGACAAAAAGAAUAAGGCUGUGAAGAUGAUUUUUGUUGUCAUGAUUGUGUUUUUCUUUUUUUGGACCCCCUACAACAUUGUUAUUUUCUUACAACUGCUGGAAUUUAUGGGAGUCAUUAAAGACUGUCAAGUGAGCAGGAAUCUGGACUAUGCUUUCCAGGUAACGGAAAUCCUCGGCCUUUUUCACUGCUGCCUCAACCCAGUCAUCUACUUCUUCAUGGGGGAGAAAUUCAAGAAGUACCUGAAGAUGCUCUUUAAGAACUGGCAGCUACCAGGGUAUUUCUGCAAGUGGUGUGGAGUUCACAUCACUUACCACACUGAAUCUACCAGUUCAUUCCACACACAGUCUACAGGAGACCAAGACGCUCUGUAAAACAUUUCAGACCAGCCACUGAACUCAGCAGCAAGCAAACUGACAACAAACAGCAGGAACUUUGAAAAGCAGGAAUUUUGAAAAGCUAAGCAAAUGUAGACACAUUUAACAAUAAGCUAGUGCCGGAUAAUUACUUACUUCAGCUUUAUUUGUGCCUCUAGAUUUUCUCAGUAUUAUGACAGAAGGUGUCCCAAAUGUGGAACAUGGAGGAUGGACAUGCAAGGUUUCUCUGCUGUGAUUACAAAUCACUGCUCAGCUCUGUGCAAAGCAGUGCACUGUGUGCCUUCUUUGUCACCAGCAUCAGUAGAUUGGCCUGCAUGGAGGGGCAGAGGUGAGACGGCACCUUGUCAUCAGCACACGCACUUGGAAUACAUAUUAAUGUACUCAAGAAGAAUGAUUGUAACCACACUUUUUUAUUCUGCAGUUGAUCUGUGUAGGACUUGUUCACCUGUGACUCUUAGGCAGCUAUUAGCAGUACCUGCUACUUUUAAGUGUUUCAUUUCAGGGGGGAUGAUAUAUCUCCUGUCGUUAAGAAAAAGCACAAAAUAUAUUCUCUACGUGCACAAAGACUCAAAGCAAAGCCAUUACUUUUCAUUGUAGGUGCAUUUUCUUUCAGGUUGACAUAUAUGCCUAUAUGUAGGUGUAUAUAUAGGAAUUUUGAAUUACUUUAUCACUGUAAUUCAGAAUAGCAUGUCUGUAUUUUAAUGAAAAUGGAAAAUAUUUUGAAUAUUUUUGAAUAAAAGUGUUUAAAAAAACUUAUUUUCCAGCAUGCAUCAAUACAUUUGAAGCAUCUUGGUUAAAAGUACAUAUUUUAAAAUCAAUGCCGUUUCUUCCAAAAGUACUUAACCCCAAAACUUGAUUUUCAUUCACUGGAGAUGUAUCUGGCAAAACAAAAGAAAGUAAAAACAGAGAUUGUGUACAAAGGGCAUGUCAUAACUUAGAAACCACACACAGAAUCCUUGCAUUUGAUAACAGCACAAUGCAAUCAGUGUGUAGCCAGUAGCUGCUCACAGGAUAUUAAUUCAUCAGCAAUCUGUAACAGGAAGGAAACUCACACAGCAGUGUUUAGAUUUUGGCACAAAAAUGAUUUUAAAAUAGGCAAAAAAUUAGUAAUGUGGUGGCAGAAAAAAUAAGAGUUGAAAAAUAUGUAUUAGAAUAUAUUUCUGGUGUGUCUUUUUGCUGGAAAACAACAAUUCAUAUUUCUUACUAUAAAAGAUGAAUUUUAUAGUAAGAGAUGAAUUAUUUUCUUACACUGUCAGUAAUAAAGGGCCUGCUCAACAUUUAGCCAAGGCUGCAAAGAGCAAACAAGGCAUUAAAAUGUAUCAGGAAAGGGCUGAAGAAGAAAUGUAAAAAUAUUGUAGUGCCAUUGUGCUCAUGACUCUAAAUGAGAGAUGUAAGUGAAAGCUCGUCUCCAUGCCACCUCUGUCAUGAUACAAGACUGACAAUAAAAUGCAGUGCACUUAAAUCUCACACACACAUGUAUCCAUCAUAACUUUGGGAAUGCACUACCAUUUGCAGUUUGCUGAGAAUGACAAGCAAGGAUCUGCAUUAAUGCAGAUAACAAUAGCUGUAGAAGAAAUUACUUAUAGUAAGAGAGAGCCUUUAUAUUCAAGAAAAAAGCUAUACAUUCUUAAUACUCAAAACCUUAGAAUCCAAAAUGUAAUCACUUAGCAAAACUGAUAGAAAGAGUGGGUUAUGCCACCCAUCACCUUUUUUGAAAAGGAAGACAAAUUUAAAGUGCGAGAUGCUUCAAAUUGUCACAGAUGACACUGAAGCCAUCAUAACAUCCCAAGGUAGCAUGGCACAUCAUCCUCACAGCAGGUGAUGCUGGCAGCAGAGGCACUGGGAACUGCUGAGCUAUGCACUUGUCUGGGGCACAGACUGCCCUGGAAGCCAGACAGCUUCCACUGCAGCUUCUUUUCCCUUUGUCCUGCUCUGUGAUCCCUCUGGUCAGCAACAAUGGCCCUUGCUUUCCAGACUAAGGGAAAGGCUGCCUGUGCUGGGCUGGCAAAAAUGAGGGUCAGCAAGGAACAAGCAAGCUGAAGGCUCUUGACAGCUGUGAUGUGAGAGACAUCCAGGGCAAAGAGUGGUACCAGAGAAUGGCUGGCAGGUUGGUCCAGGUCUGGGCAAACUCAGUGGUGAGGGAUGAUGCUGUGGAAUUAAUGGGGUGCACCCACAGCAGCCAUGCAGCAAUGCCACAAACAGAGCAAAUGCAGGGCCCUUCUCCCACACAAAACUCAAAUGUGCCUCAGUCACUGCUCAGCUUUGUACCCCAUGGCCUGUGCACAUGUCCCUUGCUGCAGAGGGGGCCUGGUGCAGCCAGAACUCCUCCCUGGUGAAUGUUGUCUGGCUCUUCUGUGCCAAAUAGCCUCUUCCAGCUCUCCCAGUAAUAUUCACAGCUGCUCAAUGUGUGUGCUGGACGAGCAACUGAGCUGAGCUGAGCUGAAAGUUGAGCUCUGAGCAGCUUUGCUGCAUUGGGUGCAAAGAGGAGCUCAUGUUAAAUUGAUGGGUUCAGGAAACCAGGUCCUGAGGCUGGAGCUCAUUGAACAUGGGUGGCUUCCUCUGUCACCUGAACAAACCCCCUUCCCACAUGCACCAAGCUGCAGUGGACAAUGCCACUACUCUUUUGAGAGAGGGUUUUGAAAUCUGCUGUUGAGAAAGGACAAGAUAAUAGUAUUAAUACAGACAAAAAUAAAGUAGGGAUUUUCAAAAUGUCAUUUGACAAAGGUGUUAUUUUAGCUGAACAAGAGUUUCCAGCUAUGAAGAAUAUUUGUACAAACCCACUGAACCAUGAAAGACGAUGGAUAGACAUUUGAGUGAAACAAAGCUGACUCAUUCUUAAAGCCACAUUUUUACAUCAAGGUUCCUCAGAAGGCAUCCUCUCUUCAGUUAUGCUAAGCAGCCACAGAAAGGUAGACAAAGGGGGAAAUCAGCUUAUUAGAUUGAUGAAAAGAUAACAAGUUGAUUGGUUUUCAAAGCGUGCUUAGGCCACCACAGUCACUCCCUAAACAAAAAGCUGAAUUACACUUUUACUCUGGAGGACAGCUUUACCCUUUCUAAUCGAGCAGAAGAAGCAUUGUGGCCAGCAGCCUGCUCCCUGUCAAUCUGCUCCUCUCAGUCUGACAGCCAGUGAGGAAUUGCAGUUCUCCUUCCUCGACUGCAACUUCUUGUCACUGUCCCAGCAGUGACUGCCUGUCACUGUCCCAGCACUGUCCCAGCAGUGCCUGUCACUGUCCCAGCUCUGCACACCUGCUCUGAAGGGGAGCACAAUUCCACAGGCACCACAGUCCUCCUCUGUAACCAGGAUGCUUCUAAACUGCCAGCAGGGAUCUACAUCACACAUUUUCCUGCAAGAGCUCUUAAUUCUUUGCAGUUUUAUCCAACAUCUCUCUCUUAACACAACCUGAGACCAGUUUCAUCACAUCCUGUCUCUUAUGCCAACAUCUCCAUCUGACUUGAUUUACAGUUAGAAAUCAAGGGCCAUUUAAUAAUAUAAAUCAAAAUCAUCAUUAAAAUAGUGCUUAAGGCAAUGCCUACUGAAAGUUCAACUUUGCUACUCCAGUCAUGAAAGGAGGAGACUGGAAAUGAUACAAUAGUGGUGAGAUUUGUAGCAUUUGUAUAACUGAUAAGACCAUUCAAAGGAGAAGGAGUGGUGGUUGUAUCUGCAAUCACCUUACUGUGACACAGCAAGUGCCAAUGGCAAUCAUGGACAAAUCAGUCCUAAAGCAGUGAGCCCUACCACUGAGGAGACACCAAGUUAGAAGCUCCCAGGAUGAUUUUCUUUUUCACAGUCAUCCAGCAGCAACACCCAUCACAAAACUAACAAAAUCCCAUUUUAGGGGACAGUCACUGAGUCAAAGACACUUUUCACAGAAAUGAAGCUCAAAAACAAAGAAGUUCUUAUCUGUUCCAGAUAAAAAUCAACAACAAAAUCAAGUCCAAUCAAGUCUUCCAUGUUAAUGCAGACCAAAUACAUGAUUGAUAAAUGGAUCACACUCCUCUAAUUUUUGUACUUUUUAAAUUUAUUUUUUAUUUUUCAAGUCAAGUUUGAAGGGUUGAAGUUUCUCUGGGUUUUAAUUUCUUGUUUCAAAACAAGUUACAGAACACAUUCAGUAUAAGUAUCUCUGUAACUGCAUAAUGCAAGCUCUUUGUGAAUUCAAGUGUUGCAAAAUAAAACUACUAAGGCACUAAGAAUUUUUUAAAUUCCAAGAUUUUUGCUUGUUUGCAUUUAACAACAAUGGCAAGUAAUCAAGAAUCUGAUCUGCAAGAAUCAGGUAUUUUUCCAUAGAUACAAAACGCUCAUAAAAAGUAUUCUUGGUGAUGUUAGCAACAUGUGAGACAGAGAAUGAAUGAAGAUUGACAUUACUAAAUGAACCCUUCUUCUCAAAAGAGAUUGUGGCAUGCAAUCAGCAUUUUACAAGAAGGUCCAAGCUGCCAAGUUCAGGAAGAGACUUUUGUAUCUGGGAGAGUGAUUGGAACAAUGGGUGGACAUCCCUACAUGAAAAGCAUAUUUGUUUCUUUUGCACAGGAACUUUGCACCCCUUGAAGAACCUCCAUGGGAGUAUUGUGGUUUGGGCAGGGCAAUGGAAGAGAGGGGCCCUCCCUAGCAUUUAACCUGUCACCAUUACUCACAAACAGAGAGAGCAGUACUGGCUCAUAGUCACAUCUUAAAAGCAUCUUAAUCAAAGUGAGGAAAGACCACAACACAUCUCUGUACUUGCUUAUAACUGGUAAACUGAAAUUGGAGCCCAAGCAAGACCAUGACUGCAGGCUGAGUGAGUGACUUGCCUUUUCUGCUAUCAAAGUAUGUGGGAAAGGCUGCAAAAAAGUGCAUAGAAGGAAUAUAAGCAUGGAUUUUGCUGUUGCUUAUGCCCUUUUUGCUCAUUCACAAACACUAGGAACAGAAAGGAAAUAUGUCCCAUUGAUUGCAGGGAGCAAUGGCAUCUUCUGCAGGCCCUGAAGACAAACAGCACUGAGAAGCUGCAGAGGACAGCUCUGCCCUUGCUAUCAAGAUUCUUGUUUAUACUUUCUAGCACAGUGAAACCCAUAGUUUGAGGUGUCACUUAAAACUCCCCAGUACUACAGAGAAGGGGCUGAAGGGUUUACAAAAAGAAAGAUUCUGGCUGUUUUCUCCUCAGUUCUGCUUUACCAGCCCAUCCUUGCAUAAUGCAGGUCACUACUCGCUUCCUUUCCUCAGCAAUAUUAGGGAACAUCCAAAAUCUCCCACGGGAACGUUGGUCCUGACUGCUGCUACUCUGGCUUUUUGCAUGAACCUCACAUGCCAUCACCUCAUCUCCACAGUCACAUGGAAUCCAUUCCCAUGUCAAUCCAUUCACUUCCUCACUGGCUUAAGCUCACGUUCUCUGCAUGCAGAGGUCACACAGUGGGAUGCCUGUCUUGUCACAACACCACAGAGUGUUUUCCUUUUGACAGGGCAGCUUCAUGAAGAUGUCCCUGCUCAUUGCAGGCAAGUUUGACUUGAUGACCUUUAAAGGUCCCUUCCAACCCAAACACUUCUAUGAUUUGAAGAAAAUAUGGAAAGGGCAAAUUUUUGAUGGCAAGUGUGUUGACUAAUGAUAAACACCUUUUAACCUAAAAUUCCCUCCACAUUUUUAUAAUCUUCACAUUAAAACUAUUUUAGAGUAAGUCAAGCCUAUUUGUCAACAUUACUGCAACAAAGUAUUUUAUAAAUUCUGCUCUGAAUUCUCAUUAAAGUUUUAUUCUGAUGGGGGAAAUAAUUUCAGAAGUUCUCAUGUAACCAAAAAUUGUAGAAAAAAAAUCAAGGAUUUGUCUUAUUUAACACACUUAAACAGAUUAAAUAGAAUAAGUGCACCACACUGCUCAAUAAGUAUCUUAUUACACAUAUCCAUAUGAAUGUACCAGAACUUAGGAAAAAAGCCAGCAUUAGAAGCAGAAUUUCAGUGAAGUGAUGAGUGCUGAAGACUACUGAAUAAAAAUGGGAAAUUUUUUCUGUGUUUUUUUAAAUCUACUGCCUAUAGUGUAAAAGACUACAGUAUUUUAUAGACUCCAUCAACAUGAGACUGAAUAAAAUUUAAACAACCAAUCAUCAUAUUAGCAUUUAUGAAAGGUCAAUUCUUAAGUGAUAACUAUUUACAAUUUGCGUCAGAGACUGAGAAAGCAAGGUUAGUACUAGAUACACAAGGUUCUGCUGAAUUUUAAUUUGCAUGUUGCUUUUUUUUUAAUUCCAGGAACGGGUUUGCACAGAGGCAGAGCAACUAUUAAUAGUGUCAGAAAAAAGGGGGAAGAAAAACAGCCUACCUUUUCUCUAAGGUAAUUCACAAUGAAGACCUCAGUCAUAAUAUGAUACAACUGAAUGAGACCUGAAUUUUUUGGAGAGCACAUGCCAAAUUCUUUAAUUAUCAUAUCAGCUUAAUUCAGUGGGUACACAGAGGUUUCUAGGUCCCUAGAGAAAUGUAAAAAAAACCCCUCUAUAAUUGUCAACUAAUUGUACAGAGAUAGCUUUGGAAGGGCUGAUACCGCCCAACAUUGGAACUAAUAGGCAGCUAGUAUCAAUGCUAAUUUUAGAUUUAAAAAAAUCUGCCAUGUUUUCUAGACCUGAGGCCACAAGAUUGUUUUGUUACUGUUUUGAAAAAGUUACUGCUUUUGCAAAAGCAAAAUGAAACACAGUAAAAAACAGAAAUUUAAAAAAAAAAAAUCAGUGAGAUCCUUCACAACAAAAGCUUCAGCUGCCUGGUCAGGGAAUGGCAUGAGAGCAGCAGCUGAGGACCCGGUAGGUGAGACCUCAUACAGACUCGGCAGCCAGAUGUGACAUCCGAAUGAAAGUCUGUUUCUCCUUUGUGACUGCAAAUGCAGAGAGGCCCACACAGGCAGACUGUGGUGGAUGGGGGCAGAAUGCAAUUGGCACCAGCUGUAUUUGUGCAGAUAAUGGUCAUGUUCAGAAAAACCCCAUGUUUUAUUAACACUGCCCUACUACAUGCCCUCCACUGCCUGCACUGGCUUCCUUAUCAUGGUGGUGCAGAUGCCAACCAGGCAGAAGUAACCCAGCCAUAUCAGUACCUCUCAAUCUGAGUUAAUAUAUCCAAACCAGACUGUAGGACCCUAGUCCUAUACUUUUCCCUGAAAAUAAAGGAACAAAAUCUGUUGAUGAUUGACCUUUAGUUCUGCAAGGGAUGUUGGUCAAUCUGAGUCUUGCAUUUGCCACACAGAAAUCAAAAGUCUGUCCUCCUUUGUAAAACAAGGCAGGCUGCAGAUGAAAAGUACUUCAGUUAGAUAAUAUUACAGAAACAAAAACCUGUGUAUUACUUGCUAGAUUCCUUGCUUUGCCUCAAGACAUCAAGAACCAUGCACUCUCAUUUACUCACAGCCCAGAAAGUUUAAUCUCCUUCCACAGAAGAUGAAAACAACUUCAUAAUGGAUUAUUCUAAACACAAGUCCUUGGUUUUGAGCAAUUUCUUCCAAACAUUUCUCAGCCAGUGGGGGGUUGUCCUGAAUCAUGAAGUUUGAAGAUUAAACCCCUACUCUUUUUAACUUGUUUGCCCAAUUUAACUGAGGUUUUGACAUUUGUAAUCAGCAGGGGGUUUCACCAAUUUGCAUGAACACACUAAAACAGGUAACAGGAAAAAACAGAACUUCACAAGAAAGGAUAGGAACAUUCUUUCAAAACCAAACCAGCAUCACAGGUCUACAGCCUGACAACAAAUGAGCAACCUCCCAAACCAGAAUACACUAUGGAGCACCAAUCAAGGCUGUUGGAAAGAACUUAAAUUUUUAAAUUAUUUCAAUUGCUGAACUCCAGUUUGCCUUGCAGAGCAUGAACUUCAGAGUUUUGGGGUGUUAUUUUUGCAAACUGAGUCAUGGCAAGUGAGCAGCUGAAUCAGCAGUCAAAGUCUGAGUCUGUUGUACUGAAAAGAACUUAAAAACAUUGAAAUUCUAGCUCAGCUUUGUACAAAAAAAAAGACUUCACCUUAAAUUUCCCAGUCCUGAAACUCAAAAGAAGAUGAUCUGAUAUGCUCUACUUCAAAACAUGAUACUGGGCUAGAUGGAACUUAGGCAAACUCAGUGCCAUUAUUCUUAUAUGAAAAAACAAAGUUCUACUAAAUGAGAUAAAGAAUGCAACAAAAAACAUGAGCUGAUCUUUGUGUAUUUUUAAUGCCCUCAGCCUCUGAGACAAAAGGGUUCUUGUGAGCUGUGCCAAAUCCUUAACAAACUCAGAGAGAGAAGAAACCUUGGGAAUCUCUGAAGGUUCUUUCACUCACCUUGCUAAAGUACAACAGCACAGUUAUGUGUCCAGAGAAGGUGCUUGCUCAGCAGCAGCCACAGUGAAAGCAAAUCAGAGACCAUCCAAAUUACUGUUUUGUGAACUGAAAAUAGAUUAUGUCCAUCAAUGACUGACAGAACCAGCACAGUUUCCACAUUGCUCAGAUAAAAUGAAAGACAAGAUGGUGAUGAGCAGGUGGGGAUAAAGUACCAGCAGACCUGGUACUGAUGGACAUUCCCCAUUCUUGCAGUUAGGCAGAUUUUAUUAAGAUUUGGAUUAAUUUUCCCCACUUUGCACAUCCAACCAGGGGAGCUGAACCUUUACUACAGUUCACCUCCCUUCUUUCAUGUAAAAAUUCUACACUUGUAGCUAAGAAAU
This is a messenger RNA of Zonotrichia albicollis (white-throated sparrow), 14800 nucleotides long. The record is from RefSeq and is a predicted model, not a curated record. NCBI's taxonomy places the organism in Eukaryota, Metazoa, Chordata, Aves, Passeriformes, Passerellidae.